Messenger RNA from Ylistrum balloti, 957 nucleotides. RefSeq lists its product as uncharacterized. Lineage: Eukaryota; Metazoa; Mollusca; Bivalvia; Pectinida; Pectinidae. The record is from RefSeq and is a predicted model, not a curated record. The coding region runs from base 1 to 957 and encodes 318 amino acids. The transcript is spliced from 3 exons.
AUGUUUGUCGUGUUUUCUAUGUUGGUCACUCUUCUCGGCUCGGCGCACGGACAUGGUUACCUUAAGGACCCUCCAAACAGGAGCAGUAUGUGGAGAUUUGGGUUCCAAACACCAAAAAACUACGAUGAUAAUCAACUAUUUUGUGGUGGAUUAGGGAAACAGAAAUAUCUUGGUGGAAAGUGUGGAUUAUGUGGUGAUGCAUACGACCAGCCAGCGCCAAGGGAUAACGAAGCUGGGGGAAAAUACGCCAAGGGAAUAAUCACAAAACAUUACACACAGGAUUCCACCAUCGAUAUCACUGUCCUCAUUACCACCAAUCAUCUUGGCUAUUUUGAAUUCCGUCUCUGUGAAAACAAUGAUGUCACAAAAACGAUUACAAAGGACUGUCUGAAACACCUGUUGGUAAACCCCAAUACGGGAGAGACACGUCACUAUAUCGGAUCAGUGAAAGGGGACAUUGUCACUAGAGUUCAACUCCCUCAAGGUGUCACGUGUUCACAGUGCAUUUUGCAGUGGCGGUAUCAUACAGAAAAUCGUUGGGGAACAAACGAGACCGGCCACGACUGUCUCGGUUGUGGACCACAGGAAGAAUUCUAUGGCUGUUCAGACAUCGCUAUAACAGGGGACGGUAAUACAGUAGCCACAACGACACUGACAACCAUUUUGAAAUCGUCAUCUGCAGCAACAACCACAGCAGCCGCAGCAACAACCACGGCCGCAGCAGUAACAACCACAGAAGCCGCAGCAACAACCACAGCCAAACAACAAACAACAACCCCUAAAAAUAAGUUGUCCUGUAAGGCUAUCUCGGCUCCUGCGGAUGACAAUUACUGUAACAGUAACUGUAAUACGGCCCCAUAUCACUGUCCGCCCGAAUUCUGUCUCUGUAACGGAACUGUUCCCACCGCCAAGGGACGUUUCAUCAAACUAUUACUAACUGGUUUGAUUGUGGACUAA